AUGUUCAGUCGCAUCAGAGCUCCACUACACACCGCCAUUCCUCGAUUCUUUUCCACACCAAUCCACUAUUAUCUUGAAUCAUUAUUGAUGGAGCGUGUAACUGAGCAUUCAACAGAGUCUUGUUCAAAGAAAUCAAAGGGUUUGAACAUUGGAGAAUACCAAAUUGAGGGUUUAUCCAUUGGAGGCCAUGAAACUUGUAUCAUUGUUCCCAAGUUUAAUGUAGCUUUCGAUAUUGGUCGUUGCCCACCACGUGCUGUUUCUCAAGACUUUCUUUUAAUCUCUCAUGCUCACAUGGAUCACAUUGGAGGUUUACCAAUGUAUGUUGCGACACGAGGUUUAUACCGAAUGAAGCCGCCGACGAUUAUUGUACCAAUUUCAGUAAAAGAAGAUGUAGAGAAACUCUUUGAGAUUCACAGGAAAAUGGAUCAAUCUGAGCUUAAGCACAACCUCGUAGGCUUGGAUGUAGGAGAAGAAUUUUCUCUGAGAAACGAUCUUAAAGUUAAAGCUUUUCGGACUUAUCAUGUAAUACCCAGCCAGGGUUAUAUACUUUACUCUGUAAGAAAUAAACUUAAGCCAGAGUAUAUUGGUCUUUCUGGAAAUGAAAUUAAGAAUUUGAAGUCAUCUGGUGUCGAGAUAACAAACACUUUGGCAGAACCAGAGAUUGCUUUCACAGGAGACACCACGUCAGAUUUCAUAAGUGACGAAAAUAACACUGAUGUCUUGCGGGCAAAAGUUCUUGUAUUGGAGUGCACCUUUCUUAACAAUUCAAUAACCGUGGAACAUGCCAGGGAUUAUGGACACACUCAUUUAUCUGAGAUAAUAAACCAUGCUGAUAGAUUACAGAACAAAGCAGUCCUUUUGAUUCACUUUUCAGCGCGUUAUACAGUAGAGGAAAUUCAACAAGCUGUAAGUGCAUUGCCACCGUCGUUAGCUGGUCGAACUUUUGCGUUUACUGAAGGUUUUUAA
Lathyrus sativus (Indian pea) is the source of this 966-nucleotide messenger RNA. The record is from the annotation of a GenBank genome assembly. NCBI's taxonomy places the organism in Eukaryota, Viridiplantae, Streptophyta, Magnoliopsida, Fabales, Fabaceae.